This is a messenger RNA of Megalobrama amblycephala (Wuchang bream), 5051 nucleotides long. RefSeq lists its product as uncharacterized. The record is from RefSeq and is a predicted model, not a curated record. Bases 561 to 2720 code for a protein of 719 amino acids. Lineage: Eukaryota; Metazoa; Chordata; Actinopteri; Cypriniformes; Xenocyprididae. The transcript has 2 exons.
GUUACCCUCUUAUUUCAUGUAGUUGGGCAAUUCUUAGACUAUGGGCACUUUCAUGUCCUUUGAUCAUAUUUUAUAAAAAACAUUUAAUUUUGAAAAAUCCACACUUUCAUAGUUAAAUUUACAAUGAAAGUACUUUAGGAACUUUUUACCGGUAAUCUAUAAUGAUUUUUUCACCUUUUUAAACAUCAUUAUACAUGCAAAUAUUGCUGUUUUGUGCUUGUCCCACACCCAGACUUCUGAUCUUCAAUAAUGAAAAAGAAGUGUAAAAAAAUGAUUUAUCUAUUUUUUUUUAAUAUGACUGAAUAAAGUAUCAGUAAAAGAAUCAAAACAUAAUUGAGGUUUUUAAGGUCAGACAACUAUUAAUGUGAUUUUAUAUACAAAAUGUAGUUGUCCCACAGUAUUGCCGUCAUUUCCACCACAACGCUGUAAUGUCCCUUUAAAAAGUUUUUUUGAAAGAUUGUUUGGGUAGUUUCUAUGGAGAUGAACAAUGACAUCACAGCACAUGUCUGACAUGGAGGAGAUUUUAAAUUUCUUCAGCAACUUGGAGAAGAAAACUCAAGAUGCCGUGGAAGUCAACUAGAGAAAGGUCUCAGUCCUAUAGGGACAGACUAAAAGAGGACCCUGUCAAAUAUGAAGAGCGACUGAAGAGAGACAGGGAGAGAUACAUAAAGAAAAAAGAAAGAGGGGUUGUAAAGCCAAUUGCAGAUUUGUCAAAGCGCGAACAACGCAAAAGAAGGAGACAAUGGAGAACCAACCAAAGAAAUUAUAGGGAGAAGAUGAACAAAGGUCUUAAGGUACAGGCCUACAUUUCUACCACUACACCACCAAACUCUCCAGAUUCUGUCCAGCCAGAACAUGAUGUUGAUCCACCUCUCACACCACCCUCACCAACCUCACCAUCACCCUCUGCCCAACAUUUAAGUCAAAAACAAAGGGGAAGGAAAAAGGUUCUAAGAAACCGUUCAAAAGUUUAUGCAGCAUUGUAUAAAAGCAAAGCUAUGCUUGGGAAGGCUCUGCAGAAGGCCGAGAUGUACCGCAAACGGUAUGACCGAUUAAUGAAGAAAGUGAAGCAGGCUGACUCCCCAAAUGCCAAGUCAAAAAAGCAGAUGGCAACACCACCACACACUCUAAGAAGAACUUUGGUUUUCCAUAAUGCUCUUCUUGCUGAGCUGAGAGACAGAUAUGAAAAUCUGUCCUCCGAGAGAGAAAAACAACUUAUUUCGAAGAUAAUGGCAGGAAAGAUCCUCAAGAAGUAUCGCCUACUAAAAAUGGCUAGAACAGAAUUUGGCUUCUCAGCCAAGAGAAUGAGAAAUAAUGAAAAGAGGUCAACAGCACUUAAAUACACAAGGAAGAAGCAAAAAAACAGCAUCACCACAGACACAGAAGAGAAAAUCAAACAAUUCUUGGAAAGAGAUGAGAACAGCAGAGCAACAACUGGUAAAAAGGAGACUGUGACACAGAAAAAAAUGAAAAAACAGAAGAGGUUCCUUAAUGAACCCAUGGAAAUACUUCAUGAGAAAUUUAAGAAGGAGUAUCCUGACAUACAGAUUUCUUACAGUGAGUUCUGCAAGAAACGUCCUUUUUGGAUUAUAAAGCCCACAAUUAAGGACAGAGACACAUGCAUAUGCAAGACGCAUGCCAAUAUGCAGUUAAUGGCAGACAAACUGCUGCAGCACAAAGUGAUCAACAGCAGUAAAAUUGAAGAUUUGGUUGUCUCUCUGUGCUGUUCACCAUACACCAAGGAGUGUAUGUACAGAGAAUGUCCCAACUGUGUGGACAAAGAAUUGCAGAUCUCGGCCUUUGACCCUGGGGCACAGACAUUUUGGCACACAUGGAAGGCAAAAGCUGAGGAGAGAGAGAAGAAAAAGAAAGAUGGAACUAAAGAGAAAAUCACAGUUCAUCUCACUGUUAAGGAGAAAAUAGAGGGCACAUUGCAUACUUUACUAGAAGACUUUUCAAUAGAUCUAAAACAAAAACUUGGAAAGCAUGUGUAUAACAUCAGGCAUCAGUAUGCAGCUCUCCGUGGCCUAAAGGAAAACUUGAGAGAGGACGAGGUCAUUCUGCAUAUUGAUUUUGCAGAGAACUUCCAGUGCAAGUACAACAGUGAAGUCCAGGCGGUACAUUUUGGAGAUUCGCAUCACCAGGUCUCACUCCAUACUGGUGUGGCCUACACCUGGAAGGAUGUAAAGUCAUUAUGCUCAAUCAGCUCUUCUUUUCGCCACGAUCCCUCAGCAAUAUGGGCACAUCUAACCCAAGUGCUAACUUACUUGAGAGAACAACAUCCCACUGCCACCACACUUCAUGUGGUCAGUGACGGACCAACUACACAAUAUCGCUCAAAAAAAAACUUUUUCCUCCUCACCAAUGUUCCUUACCAAAUGGGUUGGAAAAGGGUGACCUGGAAUUUCUUAGAGGCUGGCCACGGCAAAGGCCCAGGUGAUGGGAUUGGAGCGGCGGUGAAGAGAAGAGCGGAUGAUCUUAUUGCAAGAGGGAAGGACAUUCCAGAUGCACGAGUACUGCUUGAGGAGCUUAAGCAGCAAAAGUCUGCCACAGAGCUGUUCUAUAUUGAGCCAGAUGCCGUUGAGGCAAUGGAUGUUCACGUUCCAUCUGAAUUACAGACGAUUCGUGGCACGAUGAAAAUUCAUCAGGUAUGGUCUCGCUGUUGUUUCUUUAUACAUUUUAUGGUCUUGCUGUUGUUUCUUAACACAAGUUAUGACUAAUUGAAUGCUCUGACAGACUUUUUUUAAUCUCCUUGCAGAUCACCUCUCAUUCUCCAAGUCAGAUGUCAUGGAGGAUUCUAAGUUGUUUUUGCUCUGCACCCAACGAUUGCAACUGUUUCACACCAGAAACGGUCAGGUUUCAGCCAUGGGAUGAAGCUACCCCUACAACCAGUACACUUCCUGUCACAUCCCAAGAUCAAGGUCUGCAACCAAUUUUGGACUUGCAUGAGGGUCUUAUCGGUCAGUGGUGUGCAGUGGUGUAUGAUGGAGAUGUGUACCCAGGUAUUAUUCAGGAUGUUGAGUUAUACAGUGGUGCUCAAGUGAAAACAAUGACCGCUAUUGGGAUCAAUCGCUUUUAUUGGCCACUGAGAGAUGAUGUCAUCUGGUACCAACCCAUGGAUAUAAUAGGCCUCAUCCCUGAGCCCGUACCAGUGACAAAACGGCACAAGGAGAUUAAGACGGAAGUUUGGAAAGAAAUCUGCAAGAUUUGGCCUUGAAUCACAUUCUCUCUCUCUCUCUCUCUCUCUCUCUCACACACACACACACACACACACACACACACACACACACACACACACACACACACACACACACACACUCCCUCUCUCAUAAACUGUCUCUCUCACACACACUACCUCACUUUCAUGCACAUUAUCUCUCACACACAUACCGUCUGGUCACCAUAAUUGCCCUCUGGACAAACCUCCAUGUUUACUCUCUCUCUCUCUCUCUCUCUCGCUCUCUCUCUCUCUCUCUCUCUCUCUCUCUCUGUCUCAUACACGCACAGCCCUCAUGAUCUAGGUGCUUUACAGUUCAUGUUAUAUGAUAAUUGAUAUGGUAUAGUUUAAGGUGUCUUUUAAAUGUUCUCUUCAGAACAGUGUUCAUCUAAGAGACCGAUUAGAAUUUUACAAUACCAAACUAACUCACAUACAGCAUGUGCAUGCUCAAGAUGCUUUAUAGUUCAUGUCAUGUUCAAUGCAUUGACAUGACUAAAGUUUAGGUGUUUUUUAAGUAUUCCAAAAUUCAAAACAGUGUUCAUCUAACCAAUUAUAAUGUUACAAUUUUACAAUUACAAUUUAUGCGCAACUUACAUUUUUCAUGUGACUAUUUGUGGUUAAAGUUGUUUACAGUAAGACUGUAACUGUUCAUCUGGUUAUGGAACCAAACAGACUAAUGACUAAUGAUUUGUUAAAUGGGUUUCAAAUAAAUGUUUUCUUUUUUUCUACAUGGACGUCCAUUCAUUGUCAUUUCCACAACACCCAGUCAUUUCCACCACCUCAUAACAUUUUAAAAAAUAUGUACAAAAUUCUAAUCACUCAUUAAAAAUUUCUGCAUAGUUUAUGGGAUAAUGUUCCACUUAAUGUAAUAACACAAGUAGUUAUUUUUCUGAAAUGUAUCUAACCAAUGCAAUAUUAUAUUUCAGGUUGUGGUGGAUGUAAGCUUUGUGUUUGGGCCUCAUGACAAUUAAUUUACUUAAUUCACAAAUCUAUGGUAAUUGCAAUAUAGGUAUAAAUUGGUAAAACUAUGUGUGAAAGUGGUCUUACACUGUUAAGAAAUUAUGUAUAUCAUAAUAAUUUUAAAUAAUAAUCAAAUAUUUACAUGUGAUGGAAAUGACAUUUGUUCAGUACGGAUCGGAAAAUAUGUCAAAAAACACCAAUUUGUCUUAUAAUGUAAGUGCAUUCUCAUAUGGAUCAUUAAACUAGACUAGUUAUAUUUAACUGUUAGACUGUGACAAUUUUGAUUUGAACACUUUUUUUUCCCUCAAGUUCACAAGGCCAAAAGUGCCUGUAGUUGAAGAACCACCCAGUUACAGGGUAAGUAAUUAAUAAAAUGCAAACAAUCUGAUAUCACUGACUCUGAAACCUUUAUUUGAAAAACAACUUUAUUAAAAACAGGUCUACAACACUUAUUAUUCAUUUUUUUAAAUCAACUUUUCAUUUCAAACUCUAAAGUCCUGACAGAAAGUAACAAGUUUUGUCCAUUUUUUGGUUGUUGUUGUUUCUCGCUUGGCUUCCUCCUGCUCUUGUUUCUCAGCUGAUGAAUCUUAAAAAGGAAUCCCGUUGCUAUUCUGUAUUAUAAGAAAAUACAGUACACCCAGAAAUUCAUGGUUUAGGCUAUUCAUCUUUUCGCUUCCGACCAGCUGUCACCAGCGCCUGCAUGAGAGUCGACUUCGCGUUCGACGAAGCACAUUGAAAUGAGCAACGUAAAGCUUUCAUGACGUUCUCGCGGGAGAUUCGUGUGAAACUCGCGCGAGAACUGCCGUCUCUGUUAUUGUGUCUUGUUUGUUUCUCAUUCUCAUUAUCUGUUAUUCUGUGUAUUUUGUUGUGAGCA